GAUGAUUUUUUUAAUAAAUAAUCAAAAAUUUUUAUCAUUUCACAAUUAAAAUUUUUAUGAUGAUUCCAUUUUCAUCAUUAGUACAAGCGAAAAAAUUAAUUACACAAGGAAAAUUGUUUUUCAAUGCAAACUUGUGUUGGAAUCGUUCUUUAUCGUCAUCAUCAUCUACUGAUCCUGGCGAUGAUCCACCAUCGGGCAAACCGGCAAUAUUGCAACAUCAGGUCAAGACUUCUGGUCUAAAAUUUCAAAAUGUAUUGAAUUAUUUGGAAAAAUCUGUUCCAUUGUUUGUCGGUGAUGUCAAUGAUGAAGAAUCUCGAGAGUUCAUUCAGACUUUGAGCCGAGUUCGUUCUAGUCUCGAAUCGGUAACAGAAUUUCAUCAACGAGUCGACAAAAUCGAUGAUGAAACACCGAUUGAUUCGCAAAAGUUUUUACGCGAUCGUUUCUUACAAAGCCGUUCCUCGAUUCUAGCUGAUGGAUCAAUCUCAUGUCUAAUAUAUCCCGACCUGGGUCUUUGGGAUAAAAUUUUACCCGAAAAAUUUUUACUUGAUUUUAUAGUCGCAAAUAUAUUGGGAGUUUUAGACUAUUUGGAUAAUGGAGAAAAUCUUCAAUACUCUCGUUCACCUUCAUUAGGACAUGAUUACAUCGAAGAAUCUAGGUCAUCAAAUCAACAACAGAAAAAAACAAAUUAUAUUACAAUAGCAUAUGGAUGGAAUCAUUAUCUUAUCGAUCUGGAACAAUUUGAAAAUCCUUAUCAAGCCUUGUGGCAGAUUUUCAAAUUUUUAUUCGAACAAUCAUCGGCAUCAAUGUUGAAAAAUCCUUUCCCUAUGGGAAUUUUAUCCACAUUGCCACGAAACGAUUGUAUGUAUGGAUAUAAAUUUUUGAACGAAUUGGACCUGCAAAAACUUCGACAAUCUAAAUUAUUGGUUUCUAUCGAAAAAUUCGAUAUGAUUCCACAGAAAACUGAUGAUGUAGAACGUGAUCAUCGUAUCAGUUUGAUGGCAAAACAGAUUCUAUUGUCGAAUGAAGAAAACAUAGGCAAUCGAUGGUACGAUAAGUCCUUACAAUUGGUGUUUGUAUUGAACAAAAAUUCUGAUCAACUUUAUUCACAUGGUCUUUGUUUUGAGCAAUCACAUGCCAAAAUCGAAUCCAUUCUUCAAUUAAUGGAUCAUUCCAUUAAAUUUCUGACAAAAUUCAAGCCUAAAGUAGAAGGCGAAUAUGAAUCUCGUGAUAUACAAUUUAAAAAGCUUCAAAUUUUUAAUUCCAAAUCCAAACGAUUAAACGAAAUCAUAAAUCAAGCUACAAAUCAUUUUGCGAUGGAAAAAUACUUGAAUAUCUGUUCUGAUAGACAUUUUCAAUUAUCAAUGCUUCAAUUUGUUGAUUAUGGAAUGGAUAUGUUGGAAAAAGAAUUUAAUUUAUCUGCUGAUGAUUGGAUACAAGUUUCAUUCAAUUUGGCUCUCUAUAAACUAUCCGGAAAAGUUCGACCAUGUUAUCAACGAUAUUUACCAAACGGAGAUGCAGCAGAAACGUGGUUUCAAUGUUUAAAUCAAGAAAUGGUUGAUUUUUUCCAUGAACCAAAUGAUCGACAAAAGUUAUUGCUCGCAUUGGAAUCACUAAAAUUUCAUCGUGAAAUAUUAAUGCCCGAAAAUUCAUCACCGAAAGAACCUAAUAAUAUUGAAUCUAUUCUUCUAGUCUAUCAAAAUUUAGCGAAAUUUCCUGAUUUAGACAUCGAUCCCGCUACGAUGACAAAUUUAGAAGCAUUAUUUAAGUUAAAAUCAUUGAGACGAUUACGAAAAUCAACAGCUCAAAUAACUACAUUAAAACCUGGUCAAAAUUAUUAUGAUUGGCAUCUGGUUACGAAUGGUCAUCCAUAUUAUGAUCAUCGUAUCAAUUUAACUGCACAUUUGGCUUCUAAUCAUAUGCAUUUUGCAUUGACAUUGUUACGCUGUGGUAACGAUCAACAGUUGCGUACGAUUACUGUUGAUAGGAUUUUGUAUGAAUUUGAUCAAUCAUUGAGGCAAAUAAAAAAUUUAUUUCAAAAUUAAUUUAACAAUUGACAU
Messenger RNA from Dermatophagoides pteronyssinus (European house dust mite), 2057 nucleotides. RefSeq lists its product as uncharacterized. Gene Ontology annotation, molecular function: acyltransferase activity. The record is from RefSeq and is a predicted model, not a curated record. Lineage: Eukaryota; Metazoa; Arthropoda; Arachnida; Sarcoptiformes; Pyroglyphidae.